Messenger RNA from Guyanagaster necrorhizus, 465 nucleotides. RefSeq lists its product as uncharacterized. The transcript has a single exon. Lineage: Eukaryota; Fungi; Basidiomycota; Agaricomycetes; Agaricales; Physalacriaceae. The record is from RefSeq and is a predicted model, not a curated record. The coding region runs from base 1 to 465 and encodes 154 amino acids.
AUGCGCACCAACGCAGUGCCCACACACUUCCAAGCCGCUCAGUUUGACUCUUCAAUCCAAAGGAGAGACAUCGACCUGCUCCGCGACGCGGCUGCAUCUUUGGAAUCGCGGCUCACAAUAAUUAGGCGCGACUGCAAAACAGCCUUAUCUCCCACGCGUCAUUUGCGUGGAGAAAUACUUGCGAAGAUCCUGCACCGAACUCAGAAAGAUCUAUGUGAUCCCCGCUCCAGAGGACGUCAUUAUAUCUUCGGAUUCGAUUUCGUCAGGUAUACAGCCUCGUGGAGAGAAGUAAUCGAAACACUCUAUCCCGAGCUGUAUCGUGUAGUCGCAAUUGACAGUAUACGUGCCUCGGAGAGCGCGCACUCGAGCAGAGCUGUGAACAUCGCCUUGACUUUUCCUUCAGGUAUUUGGGGGAUGACGAGGCGGAGGACGAGAGCUCUGACGAGAAACUGGCGGAAGUUAUGA